Molecule: messenger RNA, 477 nt
Organism: Glycine soja
Lineage: Eukaryota; Viridiplantae; Streptophyta; Magnoliopsida; Fabales; Fabaceae
Exons: 1
Coding region: 1-477 (158 amino acids)
Source: RefSeq, a predicted model, not a curated record
AUGGAAGCUGACAUACCCCUAGGUUGGAAACCACUCAACCUAAAGCGGUAUGAUGGGACCACCGAUCUAGAUGAACAUCUGGAUGCUUUCUUCAGCCAGGCGAAUCUGUACACCAAUGACGAUGCAAUUCUAUGUUGUGUCUUCCCCACAUCCCUCAAAGGGGCGGCAUUGACCUGGUAUGGUGGACUUCCUCCAAGGUCCAUCGACAGUUCCGACACUACUGUCGAGUGCUUUAGUGCACAAUAUGCAACUAUCCGAUCACAUCGUAUGACAUCUACUACACUAGCUAGUCUGCAACAAACAGAUGAUGAAUCUCUCCAAAAAUUCGUGGAUGGGUUUGGACACAUUCCUAUCCUGAUCCAAAAUCUCAACCCAGAGGUAGCAUUACACUCUAUGCUCCUUGCACUAUGGCUUAGUAAGUUUACGGACAGUCUGUGCAAAAAGCCCCUUAGUAGCAUGAACAAGUUGCGCAAAUGA